Molecule: messenger RNA, 1413 nt
Organism: Pseudozyma hubeiensis SY62
Lineage: Eukaryota; Fungi; Basidiomycota; Ustilaginomycetes; Ustilaginales; Ustilaginaceae
Exons: 1
Coding region: 1-1413 (470 amino acids)
Cellular component (GO): nucleus
Molecular function (GO): RNA binding
Source: RefSeq, a predicted model, not a curated record
AUGUCCAGUCGGUGGGAUUCCCCCAACGCCGAGCCGCAGGCCUCCGCUUCGUCCUCCUCGUCCGCAUCCACAUCUGCUGCCGCUGCUGCCGCUGCCGCAGCUGCCAAGAUUGCCGCUCAAUUCGCAACCAAAGCCCCCAACUCCAACCCCGCCGAGGCAUCCUCCUCCUCCUCCGACCCACAACGCAAAGAGCGAGAAACGCACGAUGCAGAGUUCACUCAUGACAUAGAGAUCAACGACCAGCGAAACCGCUACAUGCUCACCAAAGGUCAAACCCAACAACAGAUCCACCGUGAGACAGGUGCGAGCGUCACCACAAAAGGCACGUGGUACCCCGACAAGGCCCUCGCUACAAAGGAAGACCCGCCACUCUACCUCCAUGUCGAAGCCAUCUCCCAACAGAUCCUCGAUGCGGGAAUCGCAAAGAUCAACGAAUUCAUGGCACAGGAAGUGCCCCAACUCGUCGAAGAUCGUCAUCAACGCAGACUCGAUUAUGAGAGUCAGAGACCACCGCCUCGAGAGCGACGUAGAUGGCCCGAGGAAAAAGUGCCCGUCAAUCUGGAGAGUAUACGCAACUUCAACGUGAGGUCAAAGAUCGUCGGUCCGGGAGGAAUGUUUGUCAAGUACAUCCAGAACGAAACGGGGACGAGAGUUCAGAUCAAGGGUCUGGGAAGUGGGUUCAUCGAGUCUGAUACGGGGAUGGAGUUGAACGAGCCCAUGCAUAUCGCCAUCGCUGGUCCUGAAGACGAGCAGAUUCAAGCUGCCAAGGUGUUGGCGGACGACUUGAUGGAGGUGGUGCGCGCCGAGUGGCAGAAAGCGUACGAUGCCAUGGGGCAAGGAUACGGUGGUGGAGGUGGAAGGGGUGGGUAUGGUGGUGGCUACGAUGGCGGUGCUCCCAGGGGUGGGGGAUACGGUCGAUCGCAGGGAUACGGUCGAGGUGGCAGUCCCGCCGGAGCAGGCGGAUAUGGUGGUCAUCAGCAGCACCAACACGCAGGCUACGAUCAACAGCGUGGAGGAUGGAACCAGCAGCAGCAGCAACCAUACUCCUACAACUCUAGGCACAACGGCGAUCCUGCUCCACCCACAGACGACGGCGCUCCACCACCUCCACCACCAGAAGACGAUGCUCCUCCUCCUCCUCCCACAGACUCUGCAUCCUAUCGAUCCGCAUCCGCCUCCCACUAUCAGCAGCAGCAACGGAACGGAACCUCGCAGCACGCUGCCGCCUCUCCCAUCGCUUCACAGAGUCGUGCACCUGCUGCAGCAACACCGGCGAAAUCGCCAGAGGAGGAAGCACUUGACAAGUACUGGCGCGAAUACGUGCAGUGGGAAGACAGUUUCCGCGCCUAUCACAGUCGUGCACCUACUAAGGACGAGGGUGGUCAAGACGUGCCGCCGCAGUAUCGCAAGUAA